AUGGCUUGGUUGAACUUCUUGGCUCUUGAUCUUGUUAGAGGACCCGCCGGGACGAUCAAUGCUUCCUCCGGUACAAGCUGUUGUUCGUGUGGUUCAACUGCUAUCAACCUUGAGUCAGAUUUACCAACUUGGUCUUCACAACAUUCUGCUGGUACUGGUAUAUCUCAAGAUGCACCAGUGGUAAGCAAAAGGAGAAAGAAAUGGAAUCCUCAAGAUGAUAAAGUUCUAAUAAGUGCAUGGCUCAACACACCUAAAGAUUGUAUAAUUGGGAAUCAGCAGAAGGGUGGUAGUUUUUGGCAGAGGGUAGGAGAGUAUUAUGCAAACUCUCCUACUUCCACAGAGAGUGGAGAACUAGGGCUCAAUGUGAGUUGUAAACAAAGGUGGCACAAGAUAAACGAGUACACAAACAAGUUUUGUGGAUGUUAUGCAACAGCUGAGAGGCAGAAUAGCAGUGGCCAUUCUGAUACUGACGUGCUUAAGGUGGCGCAUGAAAUUUAUUAUUCUAUUUACAAGACAAGGUACACGAUGGAACAUUGCUGGUGCUUGUUGAGGUUUGAGCAGAAAUUUCUCAAUCUCAACACUAUGAAUUCCCCUACACCAACAGGCAGAAGCAAGAGGAAACCUCAAGAAGAAGAGAGCUCACAAACAGCAGACAGCAAUGUCCCAGAACCUGAGGUUAGACCUGAAGGAGUGAAGGCUGCUAAGGCAAGGCUGUGA
Capsella rubella is the source of this 717-nucleotide messenger RNA. Its product is annotated as glutathione S-transferase T2-like. The record is from RefSeq and is a predicted model, not a curated record. Bases 1 to 717 code for a protein of 238 amino acids. Lineage: Eukaryota; Viridiplantae; Streptophyta; Magnoliopsida; Brassicales; Brassicaceae. The transcript has 2 exons.